CAUUUUUAUAUUCAUAGUAUUCACCGCGAAAAUUUGCUACGUAGACGAAAACAGAUUGGGAAUGGGAAUAUUUGUUAAGAUUUGCAUUUUUAAACAGGAUACGUUAAUCGUAAAUUGAAUUGUAUUAACAAAUGUAACGUAAUUUGUUGCUCGAUCAUAACCAGCGAUGUGAACAUACCGAUUAGAUGAAACAAACACGUUUUAUUUUAUAACAAAAACACACAUAUUAAAAAAAUGGAAGAAAGUUCGGUUUUAUGGAUGCUUUCCUUGGUAAUGCUGAUCGGUUCCUGUAUAGCUGGAUCCUUGCCUUUAGUGAUGAACUUAUCCGAGAUCCUACAAAGAACUCCAUGAUCAUGAACAUCAUGAACCUUUAAUCUUUCUAGGACAAAUUGCAUCUGGUUUCGAUACUUGGUGCUGGACUUCUUGUAGGGACUGCGCUAGCCGUGAUUAUACCUGAAGGUAUAAGAGUAUUGUUUACUGGUGGGAGCAACAGUGACCAAGGAUUACACAAUGAACCUCAUUCCUUAAUAGGCAUUACUUUAAUACUUGGUUUCGUAUUUAUGCUUCUGGUUGAUCAGUGUUCAGCUAGAAGGAGCGGAGGAAGGGAAAGGAGCGUUACAGCUACUUUGGGCCUUGUGGUUCAUGCAGCAGCUGAUGGAAUAGCAUUAGGAGCUGCUGCAACUACGUCACAGGCUGAUGUAGAAUUAAUUGUAUUUUUAGCAAUAAUGUUGCAUAAGGCACCUGCUGCAUUUGGUCUUGUGUCAUUUUUACUUCACGAGGGAGUAGAUAGAAAAAGAAUAAGCAGACAUCUAUUAGUAUUUUCGUUUGCUGCACCUUGCCUUGCUCUUAUAACAUAUUUUGGUAUUGGAAAGGAAGGAAAGGAAACCCUUAGCAAUGUCAAUGCAACUGGCUUAGCAAUGUUGUUUAGCGCGGGUACAUUCCUAUAUGUUGCAACUGUGCAUGUGCUACCAGAAUUAAUGACAAGAAAUAACAACUACACCCAUCUACCAACUUCUGAGAAUGUAACAGUCUCUUCUUCUGGACUCAAAGUCAAAGAAAUAUUAGUUUUAGUGAUGGGUUCACUUUUACCUGCAUUAAUUACAACUGGUCAUCAUCAUUGACAAAGUGUACAAAACAACGCAUCUGUGUUUCACUGUGUAUAGUAUAAAAUGUCUCCCUUAUUAAAGGGUAUAAUUUUAUAUGUAUUCUACGAUUUUUAUAAAAAAUCACGAAUCUCGAAAAUUUGUCAAUUGAAACACCAUUUUUAAUAAUAACGAGGCGAUAUACUUUUACUUAUUGUAUAUAACUGUAGAAAGAGCAUAUCGUAAUCAUUAUACAUUUGUAUAAAUUUGAAGGUAGAAGUAUAGGAUGCAAAACCAUGUACAAUAACAAAAGUCAGUUUAAACAAGUUUUCAUUUUUCAGUAAUACUUUAUAAGUAUUAUUUAUCAGUAAAUGAAAUUUUUGUAUACAAAAA
Molecule: messenger RNA, 1475 nt
Organism: Hylaeus volcanicus
Lineage: Eukaryota; Metazoa; Arthropoda; Insecta; Hymenoptera; Colletidae
Gene: Zip102B
Product: zinc transporter ZIP9
Exons: 5
Coding region: 561-1121 (186 amino acids)
Biological process (GO): transmembrane transport; zinc ion transport
Cellular component (GO): membrane
Molecular function (GO): metal ion transmembrane transporter activity
Source: RefSeq, a predicted model, not a curated record